This is a messenger RNA of Perkinsus marinus ATCC 50983, 3150 nucleotides long. RefSeq lists its product as hypothetical. Lineage: Eukaryota; Perkinsozoa; Perkinsida; Perkinsidae. Gene Ontology annotation, biological process: transcription by RNA polymerase II; RNA polymerase II preinitiation complex assembly. The record is from RefSeq and is a predicted model, not a curated record. Gene Ontology annotation, cellular component: transcription factor TFIID complex. The transcript has a single exon. Gene Ontology annotation, molecular function: RNA polymerase II general transcription initiation factor binding; histone acetyltransferase activity; RNA polymerase II general transcription initiation factor activity. The coding region runs from base 1 to 3150 and encodes 1049 amino acids.
AUGAGUGACGGGGGUGGUUCGACUCCACUAGGGGUCGACUGGGCCGGGGCCUUUGCUGCCAGCAGCAGCAGCUUCUCACUGGAUAGACAAGGCGUGGAGGGCUCCAUCACGCCGUCCUCCUUCCGACUGCAGCCCUUGGGAGAUGAGGACUUUGGCGGUGAGUUCUCCCCUCAGGCUCUUGCGGGCCUCACGCCUCUUGCUGUGGACGGCUCGCUCACACCGGGGUUUCGAUUACAGCCCCUCGGUGAUGAGGAGUUUGGCGGCCAUGCCCAAGCCGCUGCCCAACAGUUGAAGCCCCUAGCUGCGGUAGACCGACAACAGCGGAACUACGUGGCUAGACUCGGCGCUGCAGAUGAUGCUAAUGUAAGGGCGCGGCAGUGGCGGGGUAGUUACGACAUAGAAAUGAUGCCUGGUGGUGAAGUGAUAUCGACAGGCCAGCAACAGCAGCAGCAGCCUCCUCGUAAAAGGAAGCAUAGUGGCACUGACAUUGAUGGGGCUCCCUCGGGGAUGCCAACUGGUCAAGGGGCCUGGCCUGUGAGCUAUGGUAUGUUGUCGGGCAUGGUCCUUGGGCUGGAUACGGCCAUUGGAACUGUGGCUGAGAAUGGUAUUGUGCGGGCUAGGGCUCCUAAGGCGUUGCCGAUGCCGGUAGUGCAGCAAGCUGGUAGAAGAGAGGGGCAUCUGUUGCGGGAGAUGGAGCCUUUCCUCCAAGGGCCUUUGGACAUGUACUGCAAUGCCCUGGAGGGUUCGGAUGAGUUGUUAUCCUCCUUCCCGAGCUUCCUCUCAAUGGUAGCAACAGACCUUGUUGGUCCCGAGAUGGACUCUGGUGAUGAGGCUAGAGCUGCUGCGGCCGCGGAGUCGGGUAGUGAGGGCGGCUCUAGCGACGACUGGGACUCUGAUGUGGCGGAUUUGCGUCGCUCCGCUAGGCAGCAGCUUAUGGAAGAUUCCCUACGUGGUGCCCCUCAUGCAGAGUGCGGCAAGGAGCUCUUGGGUAUUGAGUACUGGCCUCAGUUCACUACUAUAGUGGCUAUGAAACCGACGCCUUUGCGGGCUAAUGAACAGCGGUAUCAUCGGCGGCACCUCUGGCAGGUGGAUUUUGAUGCAUAUAAUGACAAGUGGUGGUGUCGAACUCGGGCGGAACCCUUACCAGUGGUGUCGACCGAGAGCAGCCCAAGUACGUCAGCAGCGAAUACCCCGAAUAGUCAGGCGGCUCCUAUACAGCCAAAGAAGGCCUGCCGGUAUAACACGCCCAAGGAGGUGUCCCUUCGGGAUGAGUCCACCUACGUUCUACUCGAAGGUGUUGAACAGUACCCUAUACUCAUGCACCAAGUGGGCAUGAGCGCUUACUUGAAUACGUAUCUACCUGCUAGCAGCAGAGUCAUGAGCCCGGCCCCUCCUAGUGACACUCUGGGGCGAGUACGCUACGCCGGUGAUGAUGGCUUCAUCCCUGGGGUUUAUGGCGGCAAUGUUGUCAGAUUUGACCCCAUGUCUGGAAUUAACUCAUGUACUCUUAUCGAGUCGGUCCUCCUACGAGCGCCUCUAUUUGAGCACCAAACCGACCCUACGGACUUCCUGUUCAUACGCUGUCAGGAGACUGUGGCUGCUAGCAAGGGCAGAGGUCACAAUGUUAAAAGGUCGAGAAAGCAGCAGCAGCAGACAGACAAUACUACGAAGUACAUUAAUAUUAUACGACCACUACAGCGGCUCGUUUGCAUGGGCCAAGCUGAGCCGUUGGUGAAGGUGGACCCGCCACUACCAGCUAAGAUCAAUCCUCUUAUGCGGUCCAGGAUCGUGCUGGAGACCCGCAAGUCCUUCCGGCAUUAUCGUCGGCCCCUAAGACCUGACGAUGUGGUUCGAAUGUUUGGGCAUGCGAACAAGAGGACUACUCUGGAGCGCUUCAUAGCGGCGGCGAAUCAUGAGCUCCAGGUCCGUCCCGGCCAGCCGAUGCCUCAGUUGGAUCCUUCGGCUGAGAUGAGUUUGGUAGAGUCAUGCAAGAUGGACUCCAUGCUCGAGGGCAUUCGGCGUCUCUGUGAGAGGGGAGUCACCAAGCUGGUGACAGGGGAUCGUAUACGGCAGGCUGUGCGAGAGAUAGAGACCCACGAGUCGAGUAUGAGCAGUAGGUCUAAGGAUGAGCGAGUCCGGUAUGAUGCCAUGCAAGUCGAAGCUGAGCUCAAGACGACACCGUGGAGUCUCAGUAACGACUACUGGGAGGUCGUUGAGGGCGGCAAGCGUGGGGCCUUUUUUGAGUUCUCGCACUUGGGUGACCCAAGUGGGGGUCGAGGAGAAGGGGUCAGCUAUGUACGGCAGCAGAGGUCAGUGGAUGCAGCUUUGGGGGCAGGAGGCGUUGCUAGCGGUCAGAGGCUGAGUCAAAAGCUGGGGGACCUUCGAGCAAAGAGUGCCAAGGAGCUGAGGCAGGAUAUGCGCAAGUUGGGUACGCCGGAAGCUCAGUUGGCUGGGCUUGGUCGCUGGGAGCUGGUCCGGCAACUGUCCGUCCUCUUGCGAGGUGGUGAAGAUGCGGAUGUCGCUCUAGCAGCAGCAGCGAGCAAUGAGUUGCCAGCCAAGAGGAAGCAGUUGCAUAGCGAGCGGUUGGCGACGGCUUGGCGUAAACAGUAUAAGGCAUUGUCGAGGGAGGACAGGGACUUCAGUGAUGUUGAUUCUGAUGAUGACGACGCCAAUGAAGCUGACAUGUCUAAAGUUGGCGAGGACAAGGCCCCAAUAGAUUCCCUAGAGGACGAUCUGUUGGCGGAUCUGAUGGACUCCUCACCGAAGCAGGAGCAGGUGGCUGCUGACUCUGGCGAGGAGAUCGUACCGAGGCUGAAAAUAGUGACCACUGGGCGAGAGAAGGUCACUGGUGCGCCGUGGACCAGGGUCCAGUAUGUGUAUGGCCGGCAUAAUAUUGAUAUCUAUAAACGGUGGAAGAUGAUUGACAAUGUUGACUCAGCGGCUCUGAAGGAGGUCAUCUCGUUGAACGACUCGAGUGGUGGUGGUGGCAGUAACCUCGACAAGAGUUUGAAGAUCCAUCAGCUAUUGAGAGAGAGUAUUGAGCAAGGGAAGUUGGCACCCAAGGAGGUUACUAGAUGCUCGAGGUGCCACUUCUAUGGUCACGAGGCUGAAGACGUAGACAGAUGCCCAGUGAAGGGCAAUGUAUCAUAG